This is a messenger RNA of Anastrepha obliqua, 5567 nucleotides long. It is a transcript of the gene sle, whose product is annotated as protein slender lobes. The record is from RefSeq and is a predicted model, not a curated record. NCBI's taxonomy places the organism in Eukaryota, Metazoa, Arthropoda, Insecta, Diptera, Tephritidae. Bases 269 to 5437 code for a protein of 1722 amino acids. The transcript has 7 exons.
UUUGUCUAAACUAUAAACUUAUAUGCAUACAGGGCUUAAUGAGUAAUUGAAAAAAAAUUGCAUUUGGGUCAGCUUGUUUCGAUUAAUACAUUUCUGUGUGCAAUUCAAAAGCCGUUUGAAAAUCAACUUCUGAACAAAAAGAAGCCACAAUUCAUAUGAUUAGGUAGACGCACAUGUGUAAUAGUUGUUCAGUUUGCUUUGUGAAAUUUUUUGUUCUGUUGUUACAUAUAAAAUUUUCUUGCGGAAAGCAUCAUAAUCAAUUCAAGUUAUGGAAAAUUUAGAGGACGUCUGCACUAGUGGCCGGGUUACAAGGUCCUUACGAAAACGUUUAACAUCAGUCGACAGUAAUGAUGCCGGAAGCCGACCGUCUACGCCUCAGUUAGCAAAGCUCGUUUCCAUACCUGAAUCAAGUUCCCCAUCUCGCUCUUUGCGAGCAACCAGACGCAACUCUGCAACUGGUAAUAGCACACCUUCAAAAACGUCAGCAAUGCCUAAAACUUCCACUAUUUCCGAAUCACACGAUGUUGAAAUCAAUGCUUCUAAGCGCAACGUAAGAAGGAGCAGCGUUUCUGGAACAGAUUCGCACACGUCAAAGAAAGUUAGUCAAGUAGAUAUUGCCACAGCGAAAAUUAGUGAGUUGCCCGGAGAGGACUACGUUUUGAAAACGAUAACAACUCCAGCCAGACGUUCUACAAGAUUGAUCUCUAAGUCUCCGUCUAAUUUGGAAGAAGAGGGAACGGCACCUUCCGGUCCACCCAAAACGAGGUUACAGUCUAAGUCUCCUCCACAUCUAGAUACUUCCUGUACAACUAAGACGAUUAUACCCGGCCCGAAAUCUAAACGUGACAAACAAGAAAGUGAUAGCGAUUCUGAUGUUGAAGUAAUCAAUCUAAAAGAAAAUCCAGAAACAGAUGAAAAGGCAGUGAAAACUCCAAAAAGAGUAUCAUCCAGGCUUAAAAAAUCACCGAAUAGUGCCUCUCCUAAAAAUAAUGAAAAUAAAGAAACUACAGUAGAAUCUUUGAAAUCACCCGGCCCGAAAUCUAAACGUGACAAACAAGAAAGUGAUAGCGAUUCUGAUGUUGAAGUAAUCAAUCUAGAAGAAAAUCCAGAAACAGAUGAAAAGGCAGUGAAAACUCCAAAAAGAGUAUCAUCCAGGCUUAAAAAAUCACCGAAUAGUGCCUCUCCUAAAAAUAAGAGGCCAAUAAUUGAAAGCAUUGAUUUAUCGGAAGAAACUGUUGAUUCUCAUGUUAAUGGGGGUACAGAAGAAUGUUUAAUUUUACAAGAAGAUGAGAAAGGUAACGUGGAUAGCAUUAAAGCUAGAGACUCGAUAAAAAUUAAAUCUAAAAUAAGUGAAAAUAAAGAAACUACAGUAGAAUCUUCGAAAUCACCCUUAAUAGAAACAUCGCCGUUGAAAGAAAACAAAGAAGAGUCGCUUCGUCUGGAAUUGUCUGAAGAUGAUAAUAAAGCCGAAACUGAUUCCACUACUAAAACACCCGUGAAGUAUACAUCACCUAAAAAAGCUCUAAAUUCAAGUCAGAACGGGUCGUCUGUUCAAAGCGUUGUAAUGUUGCAGAGAUUAUCGCCUGAUGUAAUUAAAAAACUUUGUGGCGAAAAUAAUACAGAAGUCCCACCACCAAACGCUAAAUCUGUUGCAUUUAAUGGUAUUGAAGAAGACGAUGCUGUAAAGAGUACAUAUCCUAAAACUCCAGCAUCGAUCAAGAGCAAAAGCUAUAUUUCAAUGGAUUCUUCAGAAGGCACCGAAGAAAAGUCUUUCGAAACUGAAAAAGGAUUAUCAUCCAGCUUUAAAGAUGAUAGUGCAUUAGUUGAAGAAAGUAAAGAACAGACCGAUUUCGAAAUCCAGACGAAUCAAUUGAAAGAAUCUGUUGAGUUACCUGCUAUUUCCAAUGGUGAUGAGGAAGAGAAUAUGGAAAAUGAGGUAGAAAUGAUUCAAGAUUAUACACCUCACAAACAAAAGCUACACACGAAUUUGCAGAGCUCGACUCCGAUGGCAAAUUCAGUAUCAACAUCCAAAACUGAGCCGGUAGAAAAUAUUAAGACGGCCGAAGAGAAAUCGGAGAACUUUACAACUUUACCGGAAACGUCGCCAACUAAAUCGAUACAGGCAUCGAAUAAUUGCGCUGAGAUUAGUUUCAAUCAUGAAAAAAUACCCCGUCCCCCAAUAAAGGAAGAUGAAGCUGCUACUGCUACUUUACCCCAUCAGCAACAAGAUUUGUCGGCAACAACCGAUAACAACGCGACAAUAACCGCAGAUGAGCCCAACAAUUUAAAAAACGAUGAGAUCGCAGACGAUUUGUUUUCUAAAUCCUGGACACAAAAUGUAAGUGGGUGUGCAACAUCCGCUGGGAAAAUUGAUACAAUCCAUUCCAUUACGUCCGAAAAUAAAAUCAAUCACGAAGUAGUAACUUCUGAAAAUUUAGAAGUAGAAGAAGAACCGAAAAUUUCAACUACUACAUCCCCGAAAAUCAAAAAUAACGAGGAAAGUGAAGAAGAAGAAGACUCGUUCCAGAAAUUAGAAUUUGUAGACGAUGAGGCAAUGGAGGCACCCAUUGAUUACGAAAGUGGAGAUUCGAUGUCCGAAGAAGAACGAAAAGAAAUGGAAGAAAAUGAAAUUGUAGAUCUAGGUGAAUCAAUUGGUAGUGAAGACACUGAAGGUGAUAGAAGUUAUGAGGAGUGUGAUGAAGAAAACGAUUCAUUUAUUACUUCUGAUACCCACGAAUCGUUACUUGAUUAUUCCGAUGAUGAUGAUGAGCAUUGUAGUUAUCAUUCCGAAAAUUCUAAACCAUCGAAGGGUAACAGUCACAUUUUGGUAACCAGCGAAAGUGAAGGUGAAGAAAAUUCGUCUAAGGAAGAAGUAGUUAAUGGUAUUUUGAAAAAGAAGACAAAGAGAUUAAACAGAUCGAACAGAAGAAGUCGUAUUUUAGACCCAAGUGAAAGUGAAAAUGAAGAAAUGUUAGAAUCGAAAUCAAAAAAGACAAACCAAAGUAUCCAAAAUAGUUCCCCGAAACCGAGUAAACCUCUUAAUUUCGAUGUUAGUAGGAUGAUCGACGAAACUACAGAAGAAGAAACAAGCGGAAAUGAAAAUUUUUCGAAGAUACAAAGUGUGCCCGAUAAAACUGAUAAAUCUAAAGAAACUAAUUCAAGUGAUCAAACAAUAAAUGGAAAAUAUACUGAGGAUAAUGCAAAUAGUGCUCAAAGUGAAGAUGGAAAUGAGUCGAAGGAUAAGAGAGAUAACAACAAAAAUGAGCUUACAGAAAGGAAUAUUACUAGCUUGAUUCAAGGCAGUGAACAAAAAGCUGAUAACGAAAGCUCAAAAGAUAUCAACACUGACUUGGACAAAUUAGAUGAAUCAAAUUCUGGUAAGGUAGCUGAGAAGACAGGGUCGUCACCAGUGAAAUCACAGAGUGACGAAAUUAUGGAAAAUAUAGCUGAGAAGACAAAGUCGUCACCAAAGAAAUCAGUGAGUGACGAAAUAAUGGAAAAUGUCAUGCCAGCCGAGAAAGCCAACGACACGAAUACUGAUAUAAAUAAAAAUGAUUCAGCUAAUGAGUCUAAACUGAAUAUCUCUAUAAACAGGCAAAACGAGAGUGAUGAAAUCAACAAAAUAAAUAAUCUUAAUGACUCGAAAUCUGAAAAUGAAAUAUCCGAAAAUGAGAAUGGUGAAGGUGAAUUUGAAGAUAUUGAAAUACCAGAGACUCAGGAGGUCGACCAAGUAGUAAAAGAUGAUUCCUCAGAUGUAUCACUUGCUGAAGAAUCUGCUGAUGAAAAUGUCAUUGAAGAUACGGAAUGUGUAUUGAGUGAAAUAUCGAAGCCGAAAAUUUCUGAUUUAAGUGUGUCCUUUUGUCAGACAAAGCAAAAGCGAAAGAGUAUUGGGGCAAAUAAUAGUUUGCAUCAUAACUCAUUUACAAUUGGGGUAAGUGUAAUUAGAAAAGAAAACGCCAAUCAAAUAGAAGAAUCGGAUUCUACAGAACCCAAUGAGAAGAUAUGUACUGUCGACAACAACUCAAGCGAAUCUGGAACAGAUAACACUGCCAAAACUAAUGAUGCUCAAGUAGAUAAAGAGGAGGAGGAAGAACUCGAAAAACUAUUGCAUUUCGAUACACAAUUUUCUAAUCUAAGCAGGAAACGGAAAUCAAUUGCUUCAAUAAAUCCACAGAGUACCAAUGAGCACUCAAAUAGCAAGAAACCAAGACGCCAAAGUCUGCAGCGUAUUUCAAAGGAAGAAUUUAAUCCAUCACAAUCGCUGAUUGAAAACAUUGAAGAUCGUAAACGUGAAUUGCAAACUCAAAGAGACGCGGUAAAAUCGCGCUUAUCUAAAUCCUUCUGUGGAGCUAUGCAAGAGGAGUCAAACGCCUUUGCGUCUAGCAGCGCUUCAGACAUUUCUAGUAACGAAUCAGAAAAUAACAAGAAAGUGGUAAAUUACUCCAAUACUUGUGAUUUGAAUACAAAUAAGAAUAGAAAGAAGGAUCUAGCGCAUAUUUCAGAGCGCUGUGACAAUAUUCUAGAGGCAGCCAAUCGAGCCAAAUUAGAAUCGAAGCAAAACUCUAAGAAGCGCGAGUUAAUAUUUCCAAAGUCGAAGAAAGGUUCAAAGCAUUCAGUUUUGAUGGACGAAGAAACGGAAGAGGAUACUUUAAUUGUUGAAGAUAUGAAACAUUCAAAAGAACAAAAAAUGUUGGCCUUGGAGCAGGCCUUCGAGGCUUCAGCCAAAAUUUUAUUGAAUGAGGGUGGUAGAAACAAAAAGGAAAAACUACAGAUCGAUGAAGAGGAAAGUGGAAGCAAACGCCUUCCUAUUGAAUUUUUGAAAUCAUUUUCAAAUUCCGAGUUGCAAACUGAAAUAAAAAAGAGUAAAGGUAAUAAAGAAACACAUCCAUCAUUUGUUCAACGCAUGAAUAGUGCAACAGGUGAAAUAAUAGAGGAACGACUUACUCCUCCGAAAAAGAAACGAGCCGUAUUUAAUAAAUUUGAACUACCUACUGGUACCGUAUUUGAGGAACCAAUCACACCGAAGAAAAAAACCAAAGUCGGCGAGUUCCGUGAGAGUCCCAUAACUCCACGUACCCUUGGUUUUAAAGUACGACAUAUACUAACUGCUGGUCAGGACCAAGCACCGGAAUUGAAAAAUUCUCGCCAACUUAAACGCAAGCAAAAAAUCGAUGAGCCCAAACAUGUAUUACCUAAACCUCAGUGGUCGCAGUCGGGUGUAUUUCUGGAAGAACAUUUGCCGUCUCUAAGUGAUAAAAAAAGGCACAAGUUUAAAGCAGUAAGUACAACGUAUAACUGUGAACCAAGUGCCGGGACUGCAACCCUAAAUGCCUUGCACUUCAAAAAGUCUACUAUGUUUCGGAAAAAUGUUCCGAGAGAAUCAUCGAAUGAAUUGUUAAAGCGUAAAGAGCGUCAGUAUGCUCGUAACCACUUUUAAGUGGGAAACUAAAACCAUGAUAUUCGUACGUAAAACAUAUUAUUUGUUAGCAAGUUAUGAUUAAUUUAUACAUUUUAUAUGUCCUUAUGCAUACGUCACAUCAUUAAUAAAUGCCAUUUUCAUAUUUGAA